Molecule: messenger RNA, 766 nt
Organism: Ostrea edulis (European flat oyster)
Lineage: Eukaryota; Metazoa; Mollusca; Bivalvia; Ostreida; Ostreidae
Exons: 4
Coding region: 30-713 (227 amino acids)
Source: RefSeq, a predicted model, not a curated record
CAUCGGCGCCCGAAGCUCCUACAACGAAGAUGAGACUUCCGUUUCUUCUCAGUUUACUAAUUAAUACUUUUCCGUCAAAUGUUUCCGUAGAAGUAAUAUCUGCUACAUUUUACAACCUGAAUUCUUCUUUUCGUACGACAGAUAGCAACGACGAGAUAGUUACUAAUAACACAUUCCUCAGUGAAUAUGACGUCAUCAGUUUAUGUGAAUGUGCAAAGAAAUCUCUUGCCAUUGUCCAAUCGUCCUUUUUCUAUAACAUCAAUGACAAAAUAUGUAUACUCCGAAAAAAUGGAAAAUUUCAGCGCGGUGUGCCACUUCCGGGAUACAGAUAUUUCGAGAAAGUUGAGAGAACUCGUAAACGCUGCCAUUACAAAAUGCUGAAGAAAAAGGAGAGUUACUUUAAAGUGGCAAAGCGUAAAUGUGAAAACAAUGGCGGGUACAUACUGGAAAUAAACUCGAAGGAGGAGUCAGAUUUGGUGAAAAAAAUAUUUAAAGGGGUCUCCAUAUGGCUGGGAGCUGUCUCAUUUGAUACUACUUACAAAUGGAUACAUGGCGGAGUAAUGCGAUUCACCGACUGGAAGACGGGCUACCCAAUAACGUCCCCCACGCUUUACAACAGGUGCAUGAUACUCACCAGUGAGGGUUGGAAAAAUGUCUACUGCAGCUUCUAUGCAUUUCACGUUGUGUGUGAAUUUGACAGAUGUAUGCAUUAAGUCAGUGAGCGCCGGAAAUCUAACUUCCGUAUUUGAAUUCAUGUUUGUUGCUA